Molecule: messenger RNA, 1798 nt
Organism: Onychostoma macrolepis
Lineage: Eukaryota; Metazoa; Chordata; Actinopteri; Cypriniformes; Cyprinidae
Gene: cd44a
Product: CD44 molecule (Indian blood group) a
Exons: 8
Coding region: 121-1293 (390 amino acids)
Biological process (GO): positive regulation of ERK1 and ERK2 cascade; inflammatory response; cell adhesion
Cellular component (GO): plasma membrane; basolateral plasma membrane; macrophage migration inhibitory factor receptor complex
Molecular function (GO): cytokine receptor activity; hyaluronic acid binding
Source: RefSeq, a predicted model, not a curated record
GGUUCAGAAAAUUACAAAGACCGGAAGAGAAUCAAAGCAUUGUAAGAACCAUACCGGUUAAGGGCCAACAAACAGGUAUACAGUACUUCCCUUUGUCUAGCACAUGACACAGCACUGAACAUGUGGACUUUGUUAUUUGUAGUAUUUGCUACUGGAUCACCAGCUCUACUUCAGGCAGCCCCGCUUCAGGGUUCCAGUGGCAGAUGCAGCUUUGCCAGUGUUUUCCAUGUUGAGGGAACCAGCCGUUCCUCUCUUACUUUCCAACAGGCUUUGGAAUUUUGUCAGAGUUUAGGUUACAAACUCGCAACACAGGAACAGGUCAAUGAGGCUUAUAAAAAAGGCUUGGGAACAUGCAGAUACGGCUGGAUAGAUGGACAAAAUGUCAUGUUCCUCCCACACGUUAAUGGUCCGAACUGUGACUCCAGUUCCAACGAGAUCACCUUCCGUCCUGAAGCAGCAGAUUAUCUUUCUGAUGUCUACUGCUUUAACCCGUCAGAUGCAUCACUAAACUGUGAUGAUACUGGUAAAUCUAACUCUGAGGGCUUAACCAAUGGAAACACAGCCACAGCAAAUGACAAAACACAUGAAGACAUCCUUACGGAGGUCGAGACUGAAGGCUUUCUAGUAGAUUUGGAAGAAAUCAUGGGAAGAGUAAAAAGAGAAAAUUCUUUUUUGAAACCCUCAACUGUGCCUGCCUUGGAAGGACCCUCUACAACGACACACAGUGAAGACAGCAAAGGCCCUACAAGCAAGAGCUCAUCCUCUGUUACCUCCAGUCUUUUGUUCCCUGAUACAGAGGGCAGUGGAUCAGGAAUGAAUGAGGCAGCUUUUGAAGUUCCUAAGCCUAGUCAAUUCACAAUGAUGUCAGAGGCAGCUGAGGGUACAUCCAUAAAAAACAUCAAGGAGAAAAUAAAUUAUGCAAAAGGCCGAAUAUUGGAUGCCAAACUUCCAGACAAAUCAAAUGUUGAAGGCAAUUUAUCUCCAUUACCCAUUCAAAAGGAUGAUGGACCAUCUACUUGGCUGAUAAUCUUCACAUUCUGUGUUGUUGUUGGAGCCAUAGUGUGCGUCCUUGCUGCUAUUGCUACUAGAGACAAGUGGUAUGGACCAAGACAGAGCAGAAACAUCACAACUGAAGUGCAGGACAAAGACUACAGUAAAACAGAAACACUGCCACUGUCAGACAAAGAGCAGGAGAUAGUGGCACUGAUGACUGUUGAGAAGCUGAAGAAUGGUAAAAAGGAUGACCUUACUGCUACCUGUCUGGAUGAGCAUGAGAAAGAGUAUUUAAUGUAAUGUUUUAAAUCCUGCAUACUGUGUAUUAACAGGUUUAAACUCUUCUGUACUUUUUAUUUGCACUAGUGAUGGUUUUUUUUUUUCUGCUCCGAUUCAGAUUUUUAGUGCAGUUUGUUUCCAUUUUUAUUGCUUCAGAAUUUAAAAAAAAAAAAAAAGAUUCUUGUAUUUCACAUUUCUUUUCUAAUGUAAAGUAUUUUUUUUUCUCUCCAAUAAUAGUAAAUGCUUAUUAUAUCUUAAUGAUUGAUGGUUAAUAAUGAUAUGGUGAGAAAACAUUUUUAUACUGGUUUUCAUCUGUUUGUAAGUACUAUGUACUGUGUGAGAUAUAAUGCAUUUUUUAAUAGAAACUUUGAAUUUGAAUAGAGAAACCCUAUGCAGUUUGUAAUGCAAUGAAGCAAAUGUAAAUCUUUCCAUUUAUUAAAUUACCCAUAAAGAUGUAUUUUUGUCAGCUCUUAGAGCACAUUAAUGUGGGAUGAGUCUUUCAAUAAAACAUGAAAUUUGAACAAGG